Saccharomyces eubayanus is the source of this 1464-nucleotide messenger RNA. It is a transcript of the gene SIP5, whose product is annotated as Sip5p. The transcript has a single exon. The record is from RefSeq and is a predicted model, not a curated record. NCBI's taxonomy places the organism in Eukaryota, Fungi, Ascomycota, Saccharomycetes, Saccharomycetales, Saccharomycetaceae. Gene Ontology annotation, cellular component: cytoplasm. Bases 1 to 1464 code for a protein of 487 amino acids.
AUGGGUAACGUACCAGGGAAACUUGAUCAAGAAGACGGCUAUAAUGAUUCUAGACCGAAUUCAUCGAAUAACGUUACAUCGCUCAGUACCGACAAACAAUAUGACGAUGAGAUGUCUUCCCGGGCUAGGACAAGACACACAACGUCUUUGGUCAAUAACAUUUUGAGUGGCAACAAUACCCGUUCAAGAGCUAGCUCAAAUAUAUCUGGUACUAGUAGAAGAAAGACAUCACGAGAAAAGGAGCUAGCUAAAGAAGCACACGCCAAGCAAUUGGUCGUAAGGUGUAAUGAAACCGUGGACGGUGGAUUUUUAGCCCCAUUUGGUUGCUAUUCUUUUGAAAAAUUAGACUAUGACACGACCGUUAUUAAAGACUUAAUAACCAAAAGAAAAUUAGCACCCUUUUACACUCCCCUACAGGAUUUCGAUGAAAGUUGGACUAGAGACGAGUUAAUAAAGAUAGUUGACGGAUUGCCAUUACACGAUACGUUUGAUGAAAAAUUGGAAGAGUUUGAAGAUGUACCGAUAGGUAAUUUGAGGAAGCCUACAUAUAAUGAUCUAAUAGAUAAAUCUUUGUCCAAAAAGGAACAGAGGAGAAUGCAUGCGAAAAUUUUUAGAGCAAGGUUAUAUAAAAAAAGAAUUCUAUGGCAAGAAAACGAAAAUGAGUCGUUUCUAGAGAAAAAGUUAGAGUUGAGACAGCUUGGCGAUAAUACUAAUAGCGUUGGUGAUGGCAAUAGUAGCUGUCUGAAAACAAAUUAUCAUCUGCCCUCAGAUGAUUUAAAGUAUACGCUUUACAAAAAUGGAUCAGAAUGUCCGAUUUGUUUUCUUUAUUUCCCUGAACCCUUCAACUACUCUAAAUGCUGUCAACAACCUAUUUGUACCGAAUGUUUCGUGCAAAUCAAGAGAGCUGAACCUCAUUUCCCUCAUGAUGAAGUAGACCCUACUAAUCCACCAACAAAUGACAGUGAAAAGGACCCUAAUCUUCUAACUUCCGAACCAGCAAAUUGUCCUUAUUGUGCAACUGCCGAUUUUAGCAUCACUUAUCAGCCUCCCACAAAUCGUAAAACUGGACUCGGUGGUAUAUCCCCUGAUACUUACGUGUAUAUGGCCUCCAAUACAGAGAAAACGAACGCCAACCAGUUGCCUUCUUCGGUGAUCACUUCAGAUACUAUUCGUCCAAGUUGGGAAACUAGACUAAAUAAGGAAAGGUCUAGACUGGUAAGAAGGUCCGCCAACGCUACUGCCAUACAUAUAAGCAAUAGACUGAUUGAUCCAAAUCAUAGUUCAAGAAGAAGUACGGGUCCUAGUGGAACGCCUAUUCAAGAAGAAAGUACAUCAAAUUCAAGAUCACCUGAACCGACAAUAAAUGAAAUCGAAGACCAAAUGGUCAGAGAGGCUAUCAGAUUAAGUCUCGAAGACCAAGAUAACCAAAAAAAGUCAAAGAAUAAAUCUAUUUUACGACCAUAG